GGCUGCGUCGUCCGCCAGUCAGCGGCGCGCAGUCCUCUCCCGGCGAGGCACGCAGCAGCAGCUCGGUGGCGCACCAUGGCCGGAGGCCUCCCGCGGCGCGGCCUCUGGCUGCUCCUGGUGCACCUCCUCGUGGUGGCCACCGCCUGCCAGAACGCCAACUACGGCCCCGUCAUCCAAGAGCUGUGCCUCAAGCGGUUCCAGGUGGACAUGGAGGCCCUGGGGAAGACCCUCUGGUGCGACUGGGGCAAGACCAUAGGGAGCUACGGGGAGCUCACGGACUGCACCAGACACGUGGCCGAGAAGCUGCGCUGCUUCUGGCCGAACCCCGAGGUGGACCGCUUCUUCAUCGCCGUCCACAAGCACUACUUCAGGAGCUGCCCCGUGUCCGGCCUGGCCGUGCGGGACCCGCCCGGCAACAUCCUGUGCCCCUUUGUCGUGCUGCCCAUCAUGGUCACCCUGGUUGUGACAGUGCUGGUGGCCUGGAGGAGCAGGCGCCAGGAAGGCAUCGUGUAGGUGGGCGCAGCUGCCCCCAGGCCAGGGCGCCCUCUGCACACAGAGGGAGGCCGGGUAGGGCCAGGAGCCCCGGGCCUGCCCAGCGACAGCGUCUGGGCCCUUCCAGCAAGGCAUGCCCCAAGCCCCCCUCUUCCCCCAGCCGAGGAGAGCUGCAGGAUUUCAGAGGGUCCCUAGCCCAGGCAUUCACCUUGAGUGACCCCGAAAGGGCAGCCGAGGUACUCAAAGGUAGGGGGCGUCACUGUCGUUUAUUUCUGAGGAAGAGUCCCAAGCUCUGCUUCUCCCGAUGUGCUUAUAAACCACCGCGGCUGUGUUCCCACCUCCGGCCGGACUGCUUACCCGAGACAC
This is a messenger RNA of Trichechus manatus latirostris (Florida manatee), 858 nucleotides long. RefSeq names its product receptor activity modifying protein 1 (gene RAMP1). The transcript has 3 exons. Lineage: Eukaryota; Metazoa; Chordata; Mammalia; Sirenia; Trichechidae. The coding region runs from base 76 to 513 and encodes 145 amino acids. The record is from RefSeq and is a predicted model, not a curated record. Gene Ontology annotation, biological process: intracellular protein transport; protein localization to plasma membrane; regulation of G protein-coupled receptor signaling pathway. Gene Ontology annotation, molecular function: coreceptor activity. Gene Ontology annotation, cellular component: signaling receptor complex; membrane; cell surface.